Chlamydomonas reinhardtii is the source of this 1602-nucleotide messenger RNA. RefSeq lists its product as uncharacterized. The record is from RefSeq and is a predicted model, not a curated record. The transcript has 6 exons. Lineage: Eukaryota; Viridiplantae; Chlorophyta; Chlorophyceae; Chlamydomonadales; Chlamydomonadaceae. Bases 73 to 441 code for a protein of 122 amino acids.
GGUAAAUCACCUGAGGCAACACUAAAGCAGCAGUAGAGCAGAGACCUCGAGAGACUAUCCAAACUCGCAGUCAUGGCCUAUAACCUGUAUCAAGUCCAGAUGGCCAAGGCCUGGGCCGAGCGCAUCGACAAGGAGAAUGCCAUGGCCGAGAAGUUUUGGCACAGCCAGAGUCUAAAAGGCUCCACGUCGCUGCCGGCCAGCCCGUCGGCCGGUCGGUCUCCGCACGUUGGGGCGCACUACUUCACGGACUCGGCGGAGGUGCGCUCGCAAGCCGGUUCCGUUGGGCCCGCCCGGUCCGCCGCCCCCACCGGUUUCACCAGCAAGACCUCGUACCUCAAGUCCCGGAUGGAGCAGCUGGAGGUGGCGCUGCAGGAGGAGCGCGAGAGCCGCAAGAAGGUGGAGGCUGACCUGAACCACCUGCGCAGCAGCCUGAAGCGCUGAAUGAGGAUUCAAGGAGUUGAGAGGAGGGAGGCAUCUCCUGUGUCGGAGGCGCCGCUUCAUAGCGAAGCAGGGCUGCAGGGCUGCGUGGCGGCCACGGCACCGGCAGGGCAAACGGUGCCGCGCCUUGGCAGGACGGGGGCCGGCUGCUUUGCGGCGGCAGUAGCAGCAACCGCGAUGGCAGCAGCAGCAACAGCAGCAGCAGCCAUGGCCUCCCGUGUGGGAGCAUGGGGCGGCGUCGUGGGGUGCGCCGCGCUACUUGUGGGCACUUGGCUUGGCGCGAUGUGUAGAGCUCGUGGCCCAGGCCUUACGCGGCCCUUCAGCGGCCUGUGGACUGUGUCGGCGUGUCGGCGUGGUUGUGGUCGUAGUCGUGGUCGGCAAGCGUCGGUCGGCAGCUGUUGGGAAGCUGGCCUGUGAGCAGGUGUUUGUGGCUGGGGCGAUGGGUACGUGCUGCGCGUGUGUAGGCUGUAGCUGUGUGGGAGAACUGGGGAGGUGUCGGCACGCGACGCACCUGCGCUGCGCUGCGUCCCUUGUCUUUCUGUGUGGAAGGGCGGAGGCGGGCAGCCUAUGCUGGCAUCGAGGUACUGAAGCCGAAUCUAUCUGAAGUAAAGGCUUGUUGUUGCUUAGCUUAGGCUCGAGUAUGAGUUUGGUAGCAUAGGACCAGGCUUAGGGCCCUAAUAUUCAUGCGUUCGGUGAUCUUGCUAGCGAUAGCAAUCAGGUUACUUCCAAAACUGCAGAUAGUGUUCGCUUUACUCUGGCGCUCUCGUCGUUGGCAGGUGGCUGUGACGAUGUGAGGCGUGGCGGAUUUGGUCAAGGCGCGUGCACGUGCCGUCUGAAGGACGAGCAUAGCAGCUCACGAGCAGGGGAGGCGUGCGAGCGCCCGCUGCGACAAAAGGGUGUGUUUGACGCUCGGUGCGGAGUGUUGCAGGUAGGCAGGAAAGGGCAGGAAGCGGUGUGGGUCGGCUUGUGGGUCGGCGCGUGAGCUGACAGAAUAACAGGCAGGUGCUGUGGCAGGUAUUGUGGCAGGUGCUGUGGCAGGUGCUAUGGCAGGUGCUGUGGCAAAUGUUCUGCAGGAAUAAACAAGGGGUGUCAGCUUUGUACAGCUGGAAAAUGGGCUGAGCCCCCGUACGCUUGGGAGCUAAUAGGGUGUAACGCCCCGUCAGA